GCGCGCUAGUGUGCGUACGAUCGAGCAAAGCUUCUGCGUCAAGGCGGGCUUGUUGUACAACAAUGCGAUCGGGAAAGCGUUCGUUUGCUUCGAGAUACCGUGGCCACAAGACGCUACGCACCUGUGCACCGUCGUCACAGUCGCUAAACGCUAAAGCAAAAUCGCCAAACACGGACCGCCUUAGCCGAGUUGAAAGGCGGGCUUAAGAUCGCUCGCUCUUGUGCUUCGUCGCGUUCGGUGCGCAAAAUGCCGUCGGCAGUGUAGUUCGAAUGUGAAAGAAAUAGCGCAGCGGGUGCAGUGAAAUUCAGUAACACUUUUUCGAUUGCUUUUAAUAAAACACAAAAAAAACGAGAAUACUAAAGUUAGUGAGUGAAUAACGCAAGAAUGUCAAAAAAGUAUGCAAAUGAUGUAAAAAGGUAACAACAUUUUAAAAAGAUUAAACAGAAGCGAUUAAGUAAACUAGUGAAACAAAAAAACGAGAAAAAAGUGCAACAAUUCAAAACAUAAGUGACUUAAGCCGAGUUAUAGAAAUUUCAACACAAAAGUGAAUUGAUGUGCAAAACAAAACAACAACAAAAAAAGUCAAAUAAAGCGAAGAAAGGAAAUAUGAAAGGAAGAAAAAAAUAAACCGCAACGAGCAGAGAUUAAAAAGUUAAGCGCAUUGUGCUGUGUGACGUGUAGAAUAAAGGAAGGUGGCAGAUAAGAAGAUGAAAGCAUGCAGUGUAUAAGGUGGAAGAUGGUCACAGAGGCAACAAACGAAAUGUCGAAAGAAUAACAAACAACCCAACCAUCUCAAAGCGCACCACCCAUACACAACCCGUCCGAGAAUGCAGGCACUGCACUAAGCUAAGCCCCGUUGGCAGUGAGUAGCAAAUGGAAGGUUUGGAAAUGUGAUGUGUGGUACGCGGAUUAAACUGGCAAAUGUCCGAAGGUCGCUGGGAAAGGCACGGGAUGCUGUAGCGAUAUAUGAUAUGCUGUGCCUGUGUCGUUGUUCCAUUGGGAGGUCUUUAAACCGUUUUGGGGUUGGGUUGUAACCGUUGUGUAGACGACUAAUUCGUCCCCAUCUCCCACCCCUACGCCGUUUUCAUGUGCUGUUUCGAAGCUAUGUGCGUGUUGUAAAAAUGGUUCUGCCUGUGAGUUUGCUAAAGAAAUUGAAAGAGAAAGAAAAUUUUACACAACAAAAAAGUGACAAGUGAUUCGUUAAACUCGGUGGAGAAAAAAAUAAAUUUGUUUCAACGCAGUGACUUAAACGUCACAGUAAGCAAAGAAGGUGUUGUGGUAUCGUUUCGUGUGGUACCGGUUCCAGCUUUGUGCUUCAUCGGUGGCAAAGGAAACGGUGCGUGAAAGUACGUUUGCUUCGAGACGUAAUUUAAACCAACAAUUCAGGUUGGGCUUGGCUAAGUGUGACACGCCACGCCAUGCCCACCGAAGGACCAACGUUGGACGAUCGCGGUCUAGCGACACUUUCCCGAUCGUCGCGUAUCGAUCAAUUUCUCGCCGGCAAUGUUGGACCACCGACUUCACCGACCGUACGAGGAUCUUCCGGUGGUUCCGGUAGUGGAAGCGCCCGUACACCUUCCUCCUCUUCCAGCGGGUACGAAAGCCAGCUGGCGUUCCAGCAUCACAUGAUGGCAUCCGGAGGUGGACCACCGCCCCAGCAUCAUGGUCGUGAAAGUUCCGCCUUCGUGCCUGUGCUGCCCUCGCGUGCCCUAAGGCCCAGCCUAUAUCCGGGCGUGCUGGAUGGUCCGCCCGAUGGCCUUACGAAGGAGGGCGUACCGAAGCGUGGUUCCAGCUACGAACUGAUGGCCAUGAUGGCCGACAAGCGGAAAGAACUCGCGCUCAGGGAGGCGGCCGCCGCAGCUAUGUUGCUUCCACGCGGUGGACCACCGGUACAGUCCCCAUCGGGUAUUUAUCCACCACCGGGUGCGUUUUUGGGUGGACCCGGCCCUUCACCUACGUCCGCCGGUACGUUCACGUUUCCACCGGCGGGCGUUGGGCUGUAUCCACCGGGCGUUCCACCCGGCAUGCAUGCCGGGCUCGAUCGAAGACUGUUGCGAGCGCCCGGACGUGCAUCGCGACCGAAGAAACAGUUCAUCUGCAAGUUCUGCAACCGCCAGUUCACCAAAUCGUACAAUCUGCUUAUCCACGAACGGACACACACGGACGAGCGACCGUACUCGUGUGACAUCUGUUUGAAAGCGUUCCGAAGGCAGGAUCAUCUACGUGAUCACAGAUACAUCCACUCGAAGGAAAAGCCAUUCAAAUGCACCGAAUGCGGCAAAGGUUUCUGCCAGUCGCGGACGCUCGCCGUACACAAGAUCCUGCAUAUGGAGGAAUCACCCCACAAGUGUCCAGUGUGCAAUCGGAGCUUCAAUCAGCGUUCCAACCUGAAAACACACUUGCUCACCCACACGGAUCACAAGCCGUACGAGUGCAACUCGUGCGGGAAAGUCUUCCGCCGGAACUGUGACCUACGACGCCAUGCACUGACGCACACGGUUGGGGACGUCCCGUCGGAAGCGCUCGAUGUUGGGGUGGAUGAUGACGGUCAUCAGCUGAGCGGGGAUGAAGAUGAGUCGGUACUGGAGGUGGACUCACCCGUACACUCACCGGCGGGACGGCAUCGAUCGGUAUCGCCACCGCUCGAUAUGCCAGUGUCGGCGGAACUUGACGAUGAUGAGCGGGAAGAUGACGAACGGCGACCGGAACUGAAUAAACGUCGAGCCGUACACGACGACGAGGAAGACGAGGAUGACGACGAGGAAGAGGAUGACCUGAUCAGUGUGGCGGGACAUGAACCCGAUCCAACGCCGGUUGUACAGUGUCACCAUGAACGACCGAUGGGUUCAAAGAGUCCGUACACGAUGCGUCCACAGUACGAUCACGGUAGUCGCUCUUCGAUGUCUUCCCAAUCUUCACAGCAUUCCAGCUCGAUGCAUCCCUCAGUACAUGGGGAAGAUUCGCGCGACAGUGGACCACUCACGAUGCCACAUCCAUCCACACACGCACCAGAUGUUUUCGUUCCGAUGCUUCAUGUAAGACGUGAUCUCCACCACAAGAUGGGACUGAUCGGACGUGCGUCAGCCACCAUCACGAGUGGAUCUAGUGGAGGACUUCUGGACAAUGGGGCCAGUUUUCUCAGUCACAUUCCACUACGUAAACGCGCCAUGGGCCCUGACGGUGAACCUCAUCCAAUAAUGGGCCGCAGUUUGCAUAUGGCUCCUAAUGGUCGUGGACAUCACAAGAGUCACCUGGUGGAGGAUGUACACUCCGGACCACCGGACUCACCGCACCGUGAACCAAUGCCUCUCAUGUCUCCCUCCGUACCGGCUGCCUCUCCGGUGCUGCUUUCACCCCAUCUUCCGCCGGGUCUUGCGCUGCCACCGCCACCACCUCCACCCGCCGUACCCAGCUCGAUGGCGGUACCAAUCAAUCUGGCAAACCUUUCGAACCUCCCCGUCGUGUUGCCACCAGCACCAACUUCGUCGAGUUCAUUAUCGGGCAGCGGAGUUGGUAACACUUCAGCAGCCUCACCACACCACCAUCAUCCGGCAGUUAUAGCAUCGCAAGUGACAACCUCCAGUACAUCGAAAAGUGGUGCAUCAGCCACUGCUUCUCCGUCCGCAACGAGCACAGCACCUCAGGUAGUGGCACCACCACAACAACCACCACGCAAAACGGGCUUCAGUAUAGAGGACAUCAUGCGUCGCUAGUGCCCUACAGUACUAGUGUCACCGGUGACGAACAGUACAAAAUGGAAAAACUUCUGCUUCCGAAGACGCGUGGUACAAGUAUGCAUCUCUCCUAGUAUAGAUCCAUCGGUUCGACACCAAGUGUCGAGGCCGGUUUCUUCUUCUCAUGUGAAUGUGUUUCCAAGAGCGGUAGACAGCAUUAGAACAACUUUUCCCAACUAAGUGCUGGUAGGUUAUGUUACAGCUAAGCUAAGCUAGAGAGGUAAUCCCAACAGUGCCUUUACAUGAUGAUCUGCAGUAUAUAGUGUGUAGCUAGAUGAGCAAAACGGUGGUAUGGCCGUGUUUUACUUCCAGUAACAUAUAAGUAUUUCGAAUAGAUAAACAUUAGGGAAGUUCUUCCAAGAUACGGUAAUCUGAUAGGUUAUGUACAGGUGAGUCUCGCACUUAAGAACCCAGUUCCAGAGGAUAAGCUAAGAAAAUCUGAUUCGGUAGUGAUUCUCUCACAUCCGGUUCCCGGUAGUUCAGUUCCGGGGCUUGAUAGCGUGGCCAACGUAGAGCCAAAAUGGCAGUUGUUAGUGAUAUAUUACAAUGUAAGUACGACGUCGAAGUAGAAACCUGAUCCGGUACCGAAACCGUUCAGCAAACGCCUCCUUAUGCCCCGCGGGGUAGUUUAGAUUUCAGUUACUGACCUGUUUAUGGUCGGUUUACAACAGUUCGGGUUUAGUAUGCAUUUAAAGCUAACCAUAAACACACACACCGAAUGUCUGAAUGAUGGAGCCAUAUUCAAUGUCCCUUUUAGGGGUGCUGUACAGAGGCCCAUCUUGUCAUUUACUAUGUAGAAGUAUAUAGAGGUUAUCAUAUGUCAGGAACUGUUAUGUAGCCAGGAAUAACGAUAAACAAUCCUAAUGUAAGUUAUUUUGUGAUUCGCUCGAACAUGUAAAAUACCCUUUGACUCGUGCGCUCAUUUGGAGCUUUUAACUAGACUUUAUAAGGAAUGUAGAUCAUCCGAAUGAUUACGCGGCGCAAGAUGGAGAGAGUCCACAAAUCGUACAAUCAUUUUCAUUAACUGUAUUAUGUUUUAUCUUUCCCCUCAAUGUCUUGAAGCGAUCGAAAUAAAGGAAAACAUGAUUUUUCAAAACGUAACAA
Molecule: messenger RNA, 4838 nt
Organism: Anopheles funestus (African malaria mosquito)
Lineage: Eukaryota; Metazoa; Arthropoda; Insecta; Diptera; Culicidae
Gene: bowl
Product: protein bowel
Exons: 3
Coding region: 1419-3713 (764 amino acids)
Biological process (GO): regulation of transcription by RNA polymerase II; embryonic pattern specification; embryonic hindgut morphogenesis
Cellular component (GO): nucleus
Molecular function (GO): RNA polymerase II transcription regulatory region sequence-specific DNA binding; DNA-binding transcription factor activity, RNA polymerase II-specific
Source: RefSeq, a predicted model, not a curated record